This is a messenger RNA of Myotis myotis, 1462 nucleotides long. It is a transcript of the gene SLC35D2, whose product is annotated as solute carrier family 35 member D2. Gene Ontology annotation, molecular function: antiporter activity; GDP-fucose transmembrane transporter activity. The transcript has 11 exons. Gene Ontology annotation, cellular component: Golgi apparatus. The record is from RefSeq and is a predicted model, not a curated record. Bases 41 to 1315 code for a protein of 424 amino acids. NCBI's taxonomy places the organism in Eukaryota, Metazoa, Chordata, Mammalia, Chiroptera, Vespertilionidae.
CGGCGGGCGGCGGGCGGCGGGCGGCGGGCGCGGCGCGGGCAUGACCCGCCAGGCCAAUGGCGCGGGCGCGGACCCCGCCCCCGGCCGGCUGCCCCCCGGGAUGGCCCAGCUGCUGUCGGCGCUCUUCUACGGGACCUGCUCCUUCCUCAUCGUGCUGGUCAACAAGGCGCUGCUGACCACCUACGGUUUCCCAUCUCCAAUUGUUCUCGGAAUUGGACAGAUGGCGGCUACCAUAAUGAUACUGUAUGUGUCCAAGCUAAAUAAAAUAAUUCACUUCCCUGAUUUUGACAAGAAAAUUCCUGUAAAGCUGUUUCCCCUGCCUCUCCUCUACGUUGGGAACCACAUCAGUGGAUUAUCAAGCACCAGCAAGUUAAGCCUGCCGAUGUUCACGGUGCUCAGGAAGUUUACCAUCCCGCUGACUCUACUCCUGGAGGCCAUCGUACUCGGGAAACAGUAUCCCUUGAACAUCAUCAUCAGCGUCUUUGCCAUCAUUCUCGGUGCUUUCAUAGCAGCUGGUUCCGACCUGGCCUUUAACUUGGAAGGCUACGUGUUUGUGCUCCUGAAUGACAUCUUCACGGCAGCCAAUGGGGUCUACACGAAGCAGAAAAUGGACCCGAAGGAGCUGGGCCAGUACGGAGUGCUCUUCUACAACGCCUGCUUCAUGAUCGUCCCGGCCCUCGUCCUCAGCGCCUCCACCGGGGACCUCCGGCAGGUUCCUGCUGAUGUACUCCACCGUGCUGUGCAGCCACUACAACUCGGCGCUGACCACCGCCGUGGUGGGAGCCAUCAAGAACGUAUCCAUUGCCUACAUUGGGAUGUUAGUCGGUGGAGACUACGUUUUCUCUGUGUUAAACUUCAUAGGGUUAAAUAUUUGCAUGGCGGGGGGCCUGCGCUACUCCUUCUUAACCCUGAGCAGCCAGUUGAAGCCGAAACAGCCUGUGGACGAGGAAAACAUCCCCCCGGAUUUGAAGAGUUAGACUCGGGCAGCCUGGCGACUGAGGGGUUGUUCCAACCUUGGACAUGGGCCGGCCUCUGGUCAAAGCAAGAAAAGGAACAUCUGCAAAACGCAAAGAGAACCUACCUCGCGCGCUGCCAAGCGAGCCACAUGGCCGGAGAACUGCGUCCUGGCAAAGCCUCGCGGCCGAAAGGGAAUCUCAGAAUAAGCCAGUGGGUAAUGGGCUGUCCCAGGGGGUGCGGCUGCUCUGCUGCCCCGGGGCUGCAGGUGCCUGCGAGGUGCAAGGCGCUGGGAGGGCGAUGGCUUUCUCACCAGCACCAAGGCCUUCAUGGCAAAGGUCCCAGCCCAGGCAGUGACUGAGUGCUGUUCGGUUUAAACAGGCGCAUCUUUAUUUUCACAAAAUUACCCAAUUAACUGCCAGUAAGACACCUGUUAGCUUCGAUUCCGUCUUACAUGUUGGUGUUUUCCCAAUUGUCCAAGUGAAAUAAACAAUAAAAUAAACAAUGA